Messenger RNA from Camellia sinensis, 1119 nucleotides. RefSeq names its product Cupredoxin superfamily protein. The record is from RefSeq and is a predicted model, not a curated record. Lineage: Eukaryota; Viridiplantae; Streptophyta; Magnoliopsida; Ericales; Theaceae.
AAGACAGAGCAGGACCCAACACCCUUUUUUCCAGUUACUAGGAGUGCAGAGGCCAAAGAUAAAGCCACCAAACUCUAAAGCCUUCCCUAAUUCUCACUAUCUCUCUCUAAUCUUUUUCUCUCUCUCAAAAACAAAGCAAACAGAGAGUUUCAAAUUUCAAUCAUGGAAGUCCCCUCUAGGCUUGUGUUCUUCUUGGUCUCUCUUCUGAGUCUAGUCUUCUCACUUUCUGACUCUGCAACAGUAGUAGUAGAUGGAGUUUCAGACUGGAAAAACCCCACUGUUCAUAUUGGGGAUUCUAUCAUUUUCAAGCACAAGUAUGAUUACAAGCUUUACAUUUUCCAGAACAGAGGAGCCUUCAAUCUCUGCAACUUUACUCAAGCUUCACUUCUUACCAAACCCAAUUCCAACUCCUUCACUUGGCAUCCAUCAAGAACUGGUAUCUUCUACUUCUCCUUCAACAAUGGCACUCUCAAAUCAUGUCAAUCAGCUCAAAAGCUCGCCAUAACAGUAUCUCUAUCACCACCACAAAACUCCGCCACCUCACCGGAACUAUCUCCGGCAGCCUCUCCAGCACCGAGUUCAGGCGGCAUUGUAUCAUCAUCUCCAGCAUACCCAUGGCCAUUCCAGCCUCGGGAAUCGAUGUCGCCAAGCCCGGCUCCGACCGCAAUACUCCCAGCAGCGAGCCCAGACAAAGGAGAUGGCAUACCAUUUAUAAACAGUAACCCGGCGGUGCCAUUGCCGACCGAUGAAGUAGACUCUGCUACAAUACGCCCUUUGCCCACAUCUUCUGUCCAUGGAGCACAGGUGGUGGGCUUGCUUGCACUUCAAAUGGCUCUCUCCUCUGUGGUUUUGCUGGUGGUGAUAUGAGAGAUGAGAGAGACAGACAGACAGACAGGCAGACGGAGAAUUGGAGGGAGAGAGAGAGAGAGAGAGAGAGAGAGAAUUGGGCUGAUGUGUAAAAAAGUUGAGCCAAAAGAAGAGUAGGGGUAUUGGGCUAACGUGCGCAGGGAAGUGUUACUUUUUUAGUCUAAAGUAGCUUUAAUAUGGUGAUGAUUAUACCAUGUAAUUAUAUGCUAUUUUUGACCUACUUUGGGAUUAUUAGCACUUUCGUUCUUUUAA